UGGCUACACACAUGCAAUACAGAAAAUGGCGGCCUGAGUUCAACUUUUCCAAAGAUUUUUGUUUUUAAACAUACUAUACUGUAAAGCGUUUCAUAAAACUGAAAAUGGGAUUUUCAAGAUCUGAUGCUUAUGAUAUUUUAGAGUUACCAAUCGGGGCAGAUCAAGAUUCAGUCAGAACAAGCUAUAAAAGGCUGGCUCUAAAGUGGCACCCAGAAAAACACAGUAACUCACAGGAAUCUAUAAAAAAAUUCCAGGAAGUAUCUAAAGCCUACAGAAAAUUAAUGGAAGACGAGGGGGAAGAGAAUCUCCGCAAUAUGACACUGGACCAGAUGAUGCAGUUAUUCAAAGAUGUUUUCUUCUCACAGUCACUAAAUUCUUAUAAUGGCUCAGGAGAUGACUCAUCUGAUGAAGAUUUUGAUGAUGAAGAUGAUAUUGAUUCAGAUGAAGAUCAAUUAACAAAUUUUUAUUCAGAUAGAAUAAGAUUCAAAGAUACAAGAAAAUCUAAAACAGGUGGUGAAUCUCAUUUUAAAAGAUUAACAGUAGAUGAAAUAAAUAGAAAUGCAGAAGAAUUAAUAUCUGAGGAAGAGAAAGAAAAAAGAAGAUUAGAGAAAAGAAAAGCAAAGAAAAAGAGGAGGAGAGAGAAAAAGAAAUUAGAAAAACAGAAAGAACAGACAAAGGUAGGUACUAAUGCAACUGUUUUGUGUCAGUGGUAAAAUUCAGUCAGCAAGCAUUGUAUCAAACAGUCACAAAUAAUGUUGU
Messenger RNA from Saccostrea cuccullata (small rock oyster), 759 nucleotides. RefSeq names its product chaperone protein DnaJ-like. The transcript has 8 exons. Bases 105 to 713 code for a protein of 202 amino acids. The record is from RefSeq and is a predicted model, not a curated record. NCBI's taxonomy places the organism in Eukaryota, Metazoa, Mollusca, Bivalvia, Ostreida, Ostreidae. Gene Ontology annotation, cellular component: nucleus; cytoplasm.